AUGGAAGGAAAUGAUGAGAAGCAGAAGCAGACCCGAGAGCCUCAAGAUGAAGCCCCUGGACCCUGGGAUGAAACGUGGGGAACGCGGACAUGCGGGGAAGCUACGGUAGGGGGAGCGGGGUGGCGGGGUCAUGUUCACUCGGCAAAACAGGACGCGAAGGAAAUAGGAAGCUCAAAGCUGCUGGCUGUGCCCUCGCCUGGAACACAAUCGCCAGCAGAUGUGGGUGCCCACCUUCUCCCUUUGCGCCUCUCCCCCCAAGCCAGCAACAUGAGCGCCUCUGGUAACUGUCUCGCCGGCUACAGAGCUGUCGCCUGGUGUUCCCCGCGCUCUGUCCGCCUGAAGCUCUCCUCUUCGACCUUUGCCAGGUGGUCAACACCAGUGAUUCAGCGCGAAUACCACUCGCGAUCCAAGCAGCCAUCUACAACUACGCGGACCCUGACCCGCGUGCCCCCGCUGUACCUGCAGCCGCAUGUCUCGCAGGUAACCGCUGUUGCGCGCUAUGCAACCCAUGCCUCGGAUCCGCACGAAGAGGAGUUACCCACCACGCCGCCUUUCAGCGCUGGGCCCUACUCGAACUUGACCAUUGGCGUCCCAAAGGAGAGCUAUCCCGGCGAACGCCGUGUAGCCAUAACACCCCAAAAUGUGGCACUUCUGCUCAAAAAGGGCUUCUCGCGCAUCUUGAUUGAACGAGGAGCAGGUCUUGAGGCCCAGUUCACCGAUGAGGCUUAUGAACAGGCGGGUGCCAAAACCGUGGACCGCAGGAACGUCUUCUCUGAAAGUGACAUCCUGCUCAAGGUUCGAGCACUCAGCAUUGAUGGGGAAGAGAGUGAAGUGGAUGCUAUGCGUGAAGGUGCUACUGUUAUUUCGAUGCUAUAUCCCAUGCAGAACAGGCCAGUUGUGGAGCGCAUUGCUUCGAGAAAGGCCACUAGCUUUGCCAUGGACAUGGUGCCUCGUAUCUCACGCGCUCAGGUCUUUGAUGCAUUGAGUUCAAUGGCCAACAUUGCUGGAUACAAGGCCGUUUUGGAGGCUUCGAAUCACUUCGGCCGUUUUCUGACUGGCCAAGUCACUGCAGCUGGAAAGAUCCCACCAUGUAAAGUCUUGGUGAUCGGAGCCGGUGUCGCAGGGCUGAGUGCCAUUGCUACCGCUCGUCGGAUGGGUGCUAUCGUUCGUGGGUUCGACACUCGCUCAGCAGCGCGUGAGCAGGUGCAAUCUCUUGGUGCUGAAUUCAUCGAAGUCGACAUCAAAGAAGACGGAUCUGGCGCUGGUGGCUACGCAAAAGUCAUGUCUAAAGAGUUCAUCGAAGCUGAAAUGAAGCUUUUCCACGAACAGUGUCGAGAAGUCGACAUCGUCAUCACCACAGCUCUCAUUCCGGGUAAACCUGCGCCAAAACUCAUCACGAAGGCUAUGCUCGGUGCCAUGAAGCCUGGUUCGGUCGUCGUGGACCUUGCAGCUGAAGCUGGUGGUAACUGCGAAGCCACCGUUCCAGGACAAUUGGCCAAGUACAAUGGUGUUACAGUCAUUGGAUACACUGAUCUACCAUCUCGCUUGCCGACUCAAUCAUCGACUCUCUACUCAAACAACGUCACGAAAUUCUUGCUCUCAUUGGUACCCAAAGACAAGCGUGAGAAAUACUACGAUGUUGACCUUACAGAUGAAGUCACUCGCGGAGCGAUUGUUACAUACAACGGCAAGAUUCUUCCAGUUGCACCACGGCCUGCACCUCCACCAGCCCAAGCUAAGCCAGCCCCCUCUCCAGAGGACCAAGCGGCCAACGUUGUUGCACUCACUCCCUGGCAAUCUCAGGCUCGUCAAGUUGCUGGUGUGACAGCUGGUAUGACUGGUGUCCUUGCUCUAGGAAAGGUUACCGGGCCUCUUUUCAUGUCAAAUGCUUUCACAUUUGCACUGGCGAGUUUAAUCGGAUACAGAGUCGUCUGGGGAGUGGCACCAGCUCUUCACUCUCCACUCAUGAGUGUUACUAACGCCAUAUCUGGAAUGAUUGGUGUUGGCGGUCUCUUCGUGAUGGGCGGAGGAUAUUUCCCUGAGACGAUCCCACAGGCUCUCGGCGCUCUUUCUGUCUUGCUUGCCUUUGUCAACGUCUCUGGAGGUUUCGUCAUCUCUAAGCGCAUGUUGGAUAUGUUCAGACGGCCUACCGACCCUCCAGAGUAUCCUUGGCUUUACGCGAUACCGGCUGCGCUCUUCGGUGGUGGCUACAUCGCAGCCGCUUCGACCGGCAUGGCUGGCUUGGUUCAAGCUGGCUACCUGGUCAGUAGCAUACUUUGUAUGACUUCGCUUUCUGGUCUUGCGUCCCAGCAUACUGCGCGACGCGGUAACAUCCUUGGUAUACUCGGUGUAUUCUCUGGUUUUCUCGCCUCUUUGGCUGCUGUUGGCUUCGCACCAGACGUCCUUACUCAGUUCGCUGGAGUAGCAUCUGUCGGUAUCGUGGCCGGCCUGAUGAUCGGACGUAGGAUUACACCCACGUCGCUCCCGCAGACUGUAGCAGCUCUCCACUCCGUGGUUGGUCUUGCGGCUGUCCUCACAAGUAUCGGCAGCGUUCUGGGCCACGCCGACGUCGAGAUGUCUACAGUCCAUAUGGUCUCCGCAUACCUUGGUGUUCUUAUCGGCGGGGUGACCUUCACUGGAAGUAUCGUCGCAUUUUUGAAGCUAGCUGCCAAAAUAAGCACAAAGCCUUUGGUACUCCCCGGUCGCCACCUCAUCAACGGCACUCUGCUCGGAGCUAAUAUGGCCACAAUGGGCGCUUUCCUAGCAUAUGCACCUGGAGCACCUUUGAUAGGUGCAGCCUGCCUUUGCGGUAAUGCAGUACUGAGUUUCAUCAAGGGUUAUACCACUACAGCAGCUAUAGGCGGUGCGGACAUGCCGGUUGUCAUCACAGUCCUCAAUGCCUACUCGGGCUGGGCACUUGUUAUGGAGGGCGCCAUGCUGGACAACUCUCUACUGACUUCGAUUGGUGCGCUGAUAGGAGUAUCGGGCUCUAUCCUUUCCUACAUCAUGUGCGUAGCCAUGAAUCGGUCCCUGACGAACGUUCUAUUCGGCGGCAUAGCGCAGGCACCGCAGAGCCAGGCCAAGAUUGAAGGAGAAAUUACAAAAACUACGCCAGAUGAAGUUGCGGACGCUCUAGCCAAUGCCGAAAACGUCAUCAUCGUCGUAGGCUACGGCAUGGCCGUUGCAAAAGCCCAAUACGCGAUCUCCGACUUUGUCAACAUGCUCCGCGCAAAAGGAGUCAACGUGCGUUUCGCCAUCCACCCCGUCGCCGGCCGCAUGCCCGGCCAAUGCAACGUCUUGCUCGCCGAAGCCUCGGUCCCCUACGACAUCGUCCUGGAAAUGGACGAGAUCAACGACGACUUCCCCGACACCGACGUCACGCUCGUCAUUGGCGCAAACGACACGGUCAAUCCGAUUGCGCUGGAGCCCGGCAGUCCGAUUGCAGGCAUGCCUGUGCUGCAUGCGUGGAAGAGCAAGAAUGUGGUGAUUAUGAAGAGGGGCAUGGCGAGUGGGUAUGCCGAUGUGCCGAAUCCUAUGUUUUACAUGGAGGGCACUAAGAUGUUGUUUGGAGAUGCUAAUGAUAGCUGUAAUGCAAUCAAACGCGCGCUUGAGGAGAAGAUCAAGGGAUUGUAG
Messenger RNA from Plenodomus lingam JN3, 3633 nucleotides. The record is from RefSeq and is a predicted model, not a curated record. NCBI's taxonomy places the organism in Eukaryota, Fungi, Ascomycota, Dothideomycetes, Pleosporales, Leptosphaeriaceae.